This is a messenger RNA of Papilio machaon (common yellow swallowtail), 979 nucleotides long. Its product is annotated as calcyphosin-like protein. The record is from RefSeq and is a predicted model, not a curated record. The coding region runs from base 47 to 805 and encodes 252 amino acids. The transcript has 8 exons. Gene Ontology annotation, molecular function: calcium ion binding. NCBI's taxonomy places the organism in Eukaryota, Metazoa, Arthropoda, Insecta, Lepidoptera, Papilionidae.
GUUGAUUAUUUUGUUUGUUGUAAACGUUUUAGAGAAAUUAUUCAAAAUGGAUUUCUCACGAGGAAGAAUGAGCAGUGCCUCUAUGGCCGCCUGUUUUAACUACGAAACUAAGUCGACGGUGAAUAAAUUCGACGCAAAAGAGGUUAUGGAUCCAGCCACUUUAGCAUGGCAUCGCCCACAGUCUGCUACAUCCAGGGUGGAAGAGGAACUCAUUCAAAAAAGUACUCGGGCGGCUACGCAAGCAACAGAUCCCUUGGAAAAGCUGCGGCUCCUGUGCUUGUCUCGAGGAGCCACUGGGAUAAUGGUCCUGGCAAGAUUCUUUAGAAGACUGGAUGAUGAUGGAAGCAACCGACUAAAUAAAGAGGAAUUUAUCAACGGCUUGAAGGAAACAGGACUAGAGAUGACUGUGGAGGAAUAUGAGGAACUAUUCCAUAAAUUGGACACCGACAACAGUGGAUCUAUUAGUCUUGAUGAAUUUAUCACACAACUGCGACCACCUAUGUCUGAGUCACGGCGCGCUAUAGUGGAGCGAGCAUUUAAUAAGUUAGACAAAACGGGUGAUGGUGUGCUGUCUGUUAAUGAUAUAAGAGGAGUUUAUUCUAUGGAAGCUCAUCCUAGAUAUAUGAGCGGCGAGGAGACAGCUGAUGUGGUGAUGACGAGGUUCCUCGCCAACUUUGAGCCGGAUGGCGAUAGAGACGGAACGGUAACACUGGAGGAGUUCAUGAACUACUACAGUGGCAUCAGCGUGUCCAUCGACAAUGAUUGCUACUUCGACUUGAUGAUGCGUCAAUGUUACAAGUUGUAAUUUCAAUAUAUAUUAUAUACACACAGACAACACGCAUUAACUAUGAAACUUUUGUUACGCACGCACGACGCAAUUCUAUUCGAUAAUUGCCUAAUGCUUAAUGUUAUCCGUUAAAUUAUAUUUGUGUUCUAUUGUUCAUGAUAAAGUUUGACCAGUGCAUUAAUAAUAAAUGCU